Penicillium alfredii is the source of this 1218-nucleotide messenger RNA. RefSeq names its product NAD(P)/FAD-dependent oxidoreductase. Gene Ontology annotation, cellular component: cytoplasm; late endosome. The coding region runs from base 1 to 1218 and encodes 405 amino acids. Gene Ontology annotation, molecular function: oxidoreductase activity. NCBI's taxonomy places the organism in Eukaryota, Fungi, Ascomycota, Eurotiomycetes, Eurotiales, Aspergillaceae. Gene Ontology annotation, biological process: retrograde transport, endosome to Golgi. The transcript has 2 exons. The record is from RefSeq and is a predicted model, not a curated record.
AUGUCGGCCACAGGAGACCGUCGCGAGAUUGUCGUUAUCGGCGGUGGUAUCAUUGGAUGCUGCUCUGCAUACUAUCUUACUCGACAUCCAUCUUAUGACCCUGCCUGCCACAAAAUUACCCUUCUUGAGGCUUCUCAGAUUGCAGGCGGCGCAUCAGGAAAAGCCGGUGGACUUCUUGCGCAAUGGGCAUACCCGAGCAACAUCGUGGAUCUUAGUUACGACCUACACACGAAACUCGCCAAAGAACACGAUGGCAAAAACCGGUGGGGGUACCGGGAAGUGAAUUGUGGACAGUUGGUGGUGAGAGGCCGCGCGCUCACCGAGAAGAAAACGGAGAGUGGGAGCUCGGAGUCCCUGCAAAAACGUAGCACGGCUGCCAUGUCCAAGCUCAAGUCUGCGCGGAUUCCCCAGGACCUGGACUGGAUUGAACCAGAGCUUCUGCGGGCCUACGAGUCCAUGAGCGGGCCAGGCGAAACCGCUCAAGUCCACCCCUACCUCUUUACCACGUCGAUGGCCAAACUGGCAGAGGAGAAGGGCGUGGAUAUCAUUUUGGGACAGGUCAAGGAUAUCGCCCGCUCGGACGAUUCCGUGGAAUCGGUCACAUACACUGACAAUGCGUCGGGAGAAUCGCGCACGAUCCCCGCCACCGAUGUAGUCGUUGCAGCCGGUCCUUGGACUAAGUCUGUCCUUCCAGAGGCUCCAAUUUCCGCGACACGUGCUCACAGCGUUGUGAUCCGCCCCACGAAACCGAUCAGCGCAUACUGUUUGUUUACCAACAUCGAAAUCCCCGCCAACUUCAACCCCUUGAAGAAGUCGCGGCCCACAGUGGCGGCGCCGGAGAUCUACGCGCGCCCCGACGAGACUGUGUAUGCCUGUGGUGACGGUGACCGCGACGUUCCGCUGCCGAGCACAUCUGCAGAGGUCGAGGUGGACCCAGAGCGCUGCCAGGAAAUCAUUGAUCAGGUGGGCAGCGUCUCGGAUGGAUUGCGGGAUGGCGAGGUUCGCACGCGCCAGGCUUGCUACCUGCCCAACUGUGUUGGCACGGGAGGGCCGUUAGUUGGUCUGACUCAGGUUCGAGGGCUCUACCUUGCUGCCGGCCACACCUGCUGGGGAAUCCAAAACGGCCCGGGGACAGGCAAGCUCAUGAGCGAGUUUGUAUUUGAUGGCAAGGCCAAGAGUGCGAAUAUCGGAUCAUUGGAUCCCCGCGAGUUUCUCUGA